UGCGCGUCACCGGGACGUUGUUACACGCCCACCGAGCGCGCGCGUCUGUCAGUUCGCGACAGGAAGCGACAGAAGACAACACAAAUAAAUAAACAGAACAGAGAAAGAAGCGCGUCGCUAAAUUCUAUAAAAACAACAACUAGACGUGUUUAAAAGCGACGUGGUGUUUCCGGUUGUGAGCGCAGAGCUGUAUAUCGGCCAUGUCCGGGUUCAUGUCGGACAGUUUCGGGACGUUCACACACGCCGUGGUGCGCGCGAUGCCCGCGUCUUAUACCGAGGGCGCGCUCCGGAGUGGCGCGGGGCAGGUGGACGCGGUGCGCGCGCAGCAGGAGCACGACCAUUACGUCGACGUGCUACGGAACCGACUCGGUUUGGAGGUGCUCGAGCUUCCCGCCGACGAGAAUCUGCCGGACUGCGUGUUCGUGGAGGACGCGGCGGUGGUGUGUGGAGACACCGCCCUGGUCACUAGACCCGGAGCUGAGAGCCGCCGCGGAGAGACCAAGGCCAUGAAGAAUGCCUUGAUGAAGCUUGGCCUGAACAUUGUGGAGAUGACUGACGAAUCGGCUACGCUGGACGGAGGAGACGUUCUUUUUACAGGUCAAGAGUUCUUCGUGGGCUUGUCAAAAAGAACCAAUCAGCGAGGGGCAGAGAUCCUAGCAGAUACAUUUAAGGACUACGCCGUAUCCACUGUUCCAGUAAAGGACGGCCUGCACCUGAAGAGCUUCUGCAGUAUGGCAGGUCCAGGACUUAUUGCUAUUGGUUCCAGUGAAUCAGCCCAGAAAGCCUUAAAGACGAUGCAGCAGAUGAGCGAUCAUAAAUACGAUAAACUUACACUACCUGAUGAUGCUGCUGCUAACUGUGUGUACAUGAAUCUGCCCAGUAAAGGACACGUCCUGCUGCACUGCACACCGGAGGAGUACCCUGAGAGUGCUAAGGUGUUUGAGAAGCUGAAGGAGCACAUGCUCAUCCCGGUUCCCAACGUGGAGGGAGCGAAGGUGGACGGAGCGCUCACCUGCUGCUCGGUUCUCAUCAGUAAACCAGCCGAGGUCUAAGGGGCUGUACCUGAUGCCCACCCUGCACCCUGCACCCAUGCCUUUAAAACAGGACGUCUGGAUGCUUUUCUGUGUUAUUGGAUAAUGAUAAUGACGAUGAUGAUGUUUAUUAUUGGAAGACCGGAGGCUGAUUCAGUCUGAGACAGUCCUAAAUUUAGUCCUCUGAAAAAAAGUCCAGAUGCUUUAGUUAACAGUUCAGUGUUAAUUGUACUGAGCUUGUCAGCCCAAUUAUUAAAGAUUCACAGAUUGCUCACUUAAACAGAACACUUUAUGUUCACUACAGUGUUCAGCCUCGUACUCUUACUAUAUGAUUAUUAUUUACACAGAAAAGCUUACACGUGUUCCACUUAAACACACACAACAUGAAGCAGGAUGGAGCUGGGAUCUGGAUUCAGACCUUCAGACCUUUCUGUUGGUGUCAAAAUGCCUUAAACACUGAGAUAACACCUCCAACUAACACCACCAACCAACAUUGUGAACCAACACCACAAAUGAACACUGCCAACCAACACUAACAACCAACAACACCAGUUAACACUGACAACCACCAACAUUGUGAACCAACACCACCUCCAAGUAACAUUGACAACCAACACUGACAACCAACAUUGUGAACCAACACCACCAAUUAACACUGCCAAAGAACACCUCAACCAUGACCACCAGCCAACACCGCAAACCAACACCAAUAAUCAACAACACUAACUAACAAUUCCAAGUAACACAGCCAACCAACAACACUAAGUAAGACUGACAAUCAACACCACCAACCAACACCACCAACUAACACCACCAAUCAAUACUCAGGAAAAGGAAAAUCUGCACAUCAGUGAGUUUUACAACAAGGCUUUUAUCACAUCUGGGGAAACAUUGUGUAAGAUGUAGUUUAUUUCUCUCUUCCUAAUAAGACGGUUAAUUAGCAAUACUGAAAGCUGAUAUUAGCUGAAAUCUGGAACAAAACAGAAAUUGAAAGUGAGCAAAAGUGUGAACAGAGAACAGCCUGGAUUUAGCCUCCUGUCGUCCAGCACUGUGACUCAACACGAUCCUGUAGAUUAUUUCAUUCCUGAUGUGGUACGACCUCCACUGUGCUUCACCCUGAGAGUAGUGCAGCGAUUAGAGAGAACCGAGCAGAACAGACGGUCAGAUUUCAUUCCUCUGCAGUUUAGUGUCUUUGUUCUAGUGUCCUAGAGUGAUGGAAAUGUGUCAGACCUGACAGACCGGACCUUAGAAAGCCUUACAGAGAUUAUCUCAGCCUUGUGUGUGUGUUUGUGUUUGUGUGUGUGUGUGUGUAGGGGUGCGUAGGUACGAACCCAAACCUCUGAUUGUUUACAAUCUUUUCUACAAACCACUAAAAGACCCUGUCACUGUUUCUGCUGUUUUAUACAAUCACUAAAGUCAACAAAGUUCAGUAGCCACAAAACAUCCAGGAGACCAAAUAAAGAGCUCUUAC
Tachysurus vachellii is the source of this 2502-nucleotide messenger RNA. It is a transcript of the gene ddah1, whose product is annotated as dimethylarginine dimethylaminohydrolase 1. Gene Ontology annotation, biological process: positive regulation of nitric oxide biosynthetic process; arginine metabolic process. The record is from RefSeq and is a predicted model, not a curated record. Lineage: Eukaryota; Metazoa; Chordata; Actinopteri; Siluriformes; Bagridae. Bases 201 to 1052 code for a protein of 283 amino acids. Gene Ontology annotation, molecular function: amino acid binding; dimethylargininase activity. The transcript has 6 exons.